Molecule: messenger RNA, 714 nt
Organism: Fraxinus pennsylvanica
Lineage: Eukaryota; Viridiplantae; Streptophyta; Magnoliopsida; Lamiales; Oleaceae
Source: the annotation of a GenBank genome assembly
AUGGCGACUCAGAUGAGCAAGAAGCGAAAGUUUGUCGCUGAUGGAGUGUUCUUUGCUGAGCUGAACGAGGUUUUGACACGUGAGCUGGCGGAGGAUGGAUACUCUGGUGUGGAAGUUAGGGUUACUCCUAUGAGGACUGAGAUCAUCAUCCGCGCCACUCGCACUCAGAAUGUUCUCGGUGAGAAAGGGAGGAGGAUUCGGGAGUUGACAUCUGUGGUUCAGAAGAGGUUCAAAUUUCCAGAGAACAGUGUGGAGUUGUAUGCAGAGAAGGUUAACAACAGAGGGCUAUGUGCCAUUGCUCAGGCUGAGUCCCUUCGAUACAAGCUCCUCGGAGGCCUAGCUGUCAGGAGGGCCUGCUAUGGUGUUUUGAGAUAUAUUAUCGAGAAUGGAGCUAAGGGUUGUGAGGUCAUUGUUAGUGGAAAACUGAGGGCUCAGCGUGCCAAAUCCAUGAAGUUCAAAGAUGGCUAUAUGAUUUCUUCUGGUCAGCCCGUAAAAGAAUACAUCGACUCUGCCGUCAGACACGUUCUCCUAAGACAGGGAGUACUUGGAAUUAAAGUGAAGAUAAUGCUUGAUUGGGACCCCAAGGGAAAGCAGGGUCCAAUGACACCUCUUCCAGAUCAAGUCACAAUUCACACUCCAAAGGAGGAAGAAUACAUUAGGCCGGCUACAGCGCCCGUGGCAACUGAAAUUGAAGUGGCAGCAGGAGGAAUGUAG